GUGGUGGUAACUGGAAAGAGAUCUGUGUCGGAGAUUUGUUAAAAGGUUGAGGAGAGAGAGAGAGAGAGAGAGAGAGAGAGAGAGAGAGGAUGAGUGGGACCGAUGCGGGGAAGACGGGCAAAAUAGCGGUGUGGUGGGACAUGAAGGACUGUCCGGUUCCAGAGGGUAUUGAUGCUCAUCGUGUUCGUCCGAGCAUAGAAGGUGGGUUCAGACAACUAGGCUACUCUGGUCCUGUCUCCAUCAGAGCCUAUGGAGACCACAAACAAACCCCUGACCACCAGCUACAAGCUCUCUCUUCCACUGGAGUCGCGGUGGUACAUAUCAGAUCUGAAAGCACGUGCGCAGUCAUGUAUAUGGAUAUGGUGAAAUGGCGAGAGGAUAAUCCUCCUCCGGCUACAAUGAUGAUGAUAACCAAUCAGAUGCUAGAUGUUUUCCAUUGGGAUCUGGCCCGGCUUCAACAACGCACGACUUACAACCUUUUUCUGGCUUAUUCAGUCCAACCUCGCGCAGUAUUGUACGUUCACACUCGUAAAGAGUGGCUCUGGGAAAAAUUACUACUUGGGACGACUGCGGCCGUGACAAGCAGCAGCGCAGACACGGCGGAUGAUGCCGUGUUUCACUGCAAAACGUGCUCUUUGGAUUGCCUAAGCCUUAAGAGUUUCAAGGAGCAUCUCUCCACUAAAAAACAUGCACUAGAAGAGGUUUUACACCCUACGCCUACACAAAUCAUAUCUGUAACGAGCAAGUGGGGAAAGAACUAUGCUGCUACGCCUGAAUAUGCGACAGCUAAAAUCCAUGUGUGUUGGAACAUGUCUGAAUGUCCUAUUCCCGACGGUUACGAUGCUCGUCGGGUCCGUCCCAGUUUGGAAGGAGCGUUCAAGGAACUAGGCUAUUCUGGUCCUGUCUCCAUCACUGCCUAUGGUGACCAUAAAAAACCCCCAAAGGCCACCUUGAAGCCCUCUCUUCCACUGGAAUCGAUGUUGCACAUGUCAUUCAGGAAGUCAUAUUCUCGCGCAUGUCUAGAGAUUUGAGGAAUUGGGGAUAUGACAAUCCCGCUCCGGCUACAAUGAUGAUCAUAUCGGAUGGCGCUGAGUAUGUCUUUGGAGAUACUAUUGCCCGGGAACAACAAUUUAAUAAGUACAACCUGUUUUGGGCUUAUUCUUUUAGGCCUCUGAAAAUGUCAAUCCUGCUCACUUCUGCCGAGUGGCUCUGGGAUAGCUUACUUGCAGUUUCAGAGACAAGAAGACAUGAUUUCCUUCGGAAGUGCAGUGGAAGUAGUAUUGAAAGGGUUGGUGAAUCUGCCGGAAUGUUUUAUUGCAAAGUGUGCUACUCUGAUUUCAAAAUCCUGGAUGAAUUCAUCAGACAUCUCUGGACUUUAAAUCAUCUCUGUGAUGAGGAGGAUAUUCGUGAUCGUCUUCGACAUAACAACAACCAGAGACUGCUAUCGCUUGCGAAAGCUCUUUUCCCAGAGAGCAAGCUGGUUGAAGCAAGCUGCCCAGAAGAGGUUGCGACUGAAGAAGUGAUCAGAGUUUUCCUAUGAACCUAUCUUUAUUUUUCUUGUUCUGGUCUUAUGUUUCUCUGCUUGAAGUACUUUAUUUACUUUUCGGACUUACUUUUUUCUCGCUUGUUUAAUUCACCAAACAAUAUAAGUUUAAUCGUGUUACUGUAUGUGUAUUUGCAAUGGGCCUAACGGUUAUUAUUUUAGUGUUUCUUUACGAUGCUA
Raphanus sativus (radish) is the source of this 1723-nucleotide messenger RNA. RefSeq lists its product as uncharacterized. The coding region runs from base 90 to 1031 and encodes 313 amino acids. Gene Ontology annotation, cellular component: peroxisome. The transcript has 7 exons. The record is from RefSeq and is a predicted model, not a curated record. NCBI's taxonomy places the organism in Eukaryota, Viridiplantae, Streptophyta, Magnoliopsida, Brassicales, Brassicaceae. Gene Ontology annotation, molecular function: RNA nuclease activity. Gene Ontology annotation, biological process: regulation of gene expression.